Molecule: messenger RNA, 2252 nt
Organism: Neltuma alba
Lineage: Eukaryota; Viridiplantae; Streptophyta; Magnoliopsida; Fabales; Fabaceae
Product: pentatricopeptide repeat-containing protein At1g10910, chloroplastic
Exons: 10
Coding region: 28-2016 (662 amino acids)
Biological process (GO): chloroplast-nucleus signaling pathway; mitochondria-nucleus signaling pathway
Cellular component (GO): chloroplast
Molecular function (GO): protein binding
Source: RefSeq, a predicted model, not a curated record
CUCUGCCGAAGUCUCGAAGAGGUGGAAAUGGAAAUAUCAGUACUGGGAAUUGGGUUACGGCAUGGUAUAGCCUUUCGCAAUCCGCCAGUUUCUUCAUCAAUUUCUUCUGCAUCUCCUUCCGCCACAAGAACAGUUCGUUUUCAGUGUAGUUCAUCAACAGCGCUUACUGGGGAAAUAGCUGGAACCAGCAAUGGCGAACUGCCCACUGGUAGAACCACAAUCGAAGUUCAGAGGCACCCACCGAAGCCCAGAACGGCAAGACAAGCUGCAAUAGCUGAAGUUCAGCAAUCUUCUGAUUUGGACUCAACUCUUGCGAGAGUAGGAAAACUGCUGAAAGUGCAGGACCUAAAUGCCAUUUUACGUAACUUUGGACAGCUUAACAGAUUACAAGACGUUACUCAGCUCUUUGUAUGGAUGCAAGAAAGCAGGAAGCUUAAUGCUUCAUCUUACAUCAGUUUCAUAAAGUUCAUGGGCAAUAAUCUUGACGCUUUAAAGGUUGUAGAAAUAUACAAUAGCAUUCAAGAUGAAGCACCCAAGACCAAUGUCUAUCUAUGUAAUUCUGUUCUCAGUUUUCUUGUCCGGAAAGGCAAGUUUGAUAGCAGCAUAAAACUGUUUGAGAAGAUGAAAGAAGAUGGUCUAAUGCCUGAUGUUGUUACAUAUAGCACGCUGUUGGCAGGUUGCAUUAAAGCCAAAGAUGGAUAUUCUAAAGCACUGGAGCUAAUUCAGGACUUGCAACUCAAACGGCUGCGAAUGGAUGAUGUAAUUUAUGGGGCAAUUCUAGCGGUAUGUGCUUCCAAUAGUAAAUGGGAAGAAGCAGAAUUCUAUUUCAACCAGAUGAAGGAUCAAGGUCUCUCUCCAAAUCAUUAUCAUUAUAGCUCUUUGCUUAAUGCUUAUUCAGUAUGUGGAGACUACAAAAAGGCUUAUGAAUUGGUUCAGGAUAUGAAAUCUGCAGGGUUAGUACCUAACAAGGUCAUUUUGACAACCUUACUGAAGGUAUAUGUUAGAGGAGGCCUAUUUGAGAAGUCUAGAGAGUUAUUAACAGAACUGGAAUCUUUGGGCUAUGCUGAAGAUGAGAUGCCCUACUGUUUGUUGAUGGAUGGGCUUGCUAAGGCUGGCCAACUGCAAGAAGCUAAACUACUGUUUGAUGAAAUGAGGAAAAAGCAUGUUAGAUCUGAUGGUUAUGCUCACAGUAUCAUGAUAUCAGCAUUAUGCCGAAGCAAGCUUUUUGAUGAGGCAAAACUGUUGGCAAAUGAUUUUGAAGCAACCUUCAAUAAAUAUGACUUGGUUAUGAUGAAUACAAUGCUGUGUGCUUACUGUAGAGCAGGUGAAAUGGAAAGCGUAAUGCAAACACUAAGAAAGAUGGAUGAAUUGGCAAUCAGUCCUGAUUACAAUACAUUCCAUAUCUUAAUAAGAUAUUUUUCAAGGGAAAAGAUGUAUCUGUUAGCUUAUCGAACCAUGAAGGACAUGCAUAGUAAAGGUUAUCAACCAGCGGAGGAGCUUUGUUCCUCUUUAAUGUCUGAUCUUGGCAAGGUAAAAGCUUACCCAGAGGCAUUUUCUGUUUACAAUAUAUUGAGAUACGGCAAGAGAACAAUGUGCAGGGCACUUCAUGAGAAGAUUCUGCACAUUCUUCUAGCAGGACGACUUUUAAAAGAUGCUUAUGUAGUGGUCAAGGAUAAUGCAAAAUUCAUCUCUCGGCCUGCCAUAAAAAGAUUUGCAGCUGCCUUUAUGAAAUUUGGUAAUAUCAACAUGAUAAAUGAUGUUAUGAAGACCCUCCAUGGUUGUGACCACAAGGUUGAUAAGGAUUUAUUUCAGACUGCUGUAUCCCGGUAUAUAGAUCAACCUGAGAAGAAGGACUUGCUUCUUCAUCUACUGCAAUGGAUGCCAAGUCAAGGUUACGUUGUUGAUUCAUCAACUAGAAAUCUCAUCCUCAAGAACUCUCACUUAUUUGGUCGCCAGCUCGUUGCCGAAGUUCUGUCCAAGCAACAUAUUAAAUUAAAAGAACAAAAUUCACCAUAAGGUGAAGCAUUCAAAAAUUUUGACAUUGAGGAGUUAGUCACUGCUAGAUUUCAAUGCUUAAGCUUCUUAACGCUGAUGUUAGUCCUUGUAUCUGAAACGUACAUUCCAGUAGAUACUUUUCUCCCAUCUUCAACUGGAUUCUGGUUUAAUAGCCUAUGUACAGAUAAACUUGAAUGUGGAUGAUAAUUGUAUAUGAAGUAUAUAUGUGUUGUUUCAAGUUAAGAUGCUGUAAUUUA